AUGCGAACAUUUGCCUCAAUAGCCCAGAACACAUGGGAAAUUUUUAUAUCUGAAAGGAAGCCUGGCUGGAAGUCUUGGAUGAAGCUUUUUGGAGUUUGCUUUGCAGUUGGCUUCCUCUCCAGCUUUCUUUUUUUCCUUGGCAUGCACUUCUCCCUGGCACACCACUCUUUGGGUCCCUUACUGAUUUCUGGAUUCAUCUGGAUCUUGUUUUCUGUCAUGCUCUUCUGUUUCAAGCACCUGCGCUGUUUUAGUGUCCUGUUCCUUUUUUCCUGUGGACUGAAAAAUGGCAGGAACGCUCUUAUUACUGCUGGCACAGGUGUCAUGGUGGCCAACAACAUCCAAAAUAUUUUUCACAACCUAAAGGUUCUGGCAGACACCAUAACCUGUCAUUUGAAGCAUGAGCAAUUUGCCUUGAUAAAAUAUUAUGUUGAGGCAGUGAAAUGGAUUUACGAGUCAGCCAAGCUUUCCACUGUACUACCUAAAGAUAUAGUGAUCUUAAAGCAUGAAUUCACACCAUCUUAUUCGAUUUCAGAUGAUGCAUUAAAACAAGAGCUAAAUGACACAAAGCAAGAAAUCCAGAGAGUUGCUAACCAGAUAUAUUUUAUGCUGACUAUACUGCCCUACAUAGGCCAGAAAGUGUUGCCGGUCACUGGGAUUUUUCUAGUUUCUUUUGGAACUGGCCUUUUUAUCAAAAAAUUUUUGGGUUCUCACAGUACCAAAUUUAAAAAUACUUAUAUCACAAAAGAGUUCAUUGCAUUUGAUGAGCACCAAAAGCAACAGCAAAAACCAUGUCUUUUGCCACUUAACAGAAAAGAAAGAAAAGAUUAUGUGACAAUCCCAUCUUUCUGCUUCACAAGAAAAGACAGGAAAAAAAUACUGUAUUUUUUUCUCCCUGUAAUUAUUCAUCUUUGCAUCUGGCUUCUGUUUGCUGCAGUAGACUAUUUGUUUUAUUGGUUAAUUAUUUCGGUGAAUAAAUAUCUCCAAGAAGUACCGGAUCUAGAGAUUCAACUCAGCCUCUCUCAGAAUAGGAAUGAGAUUAUUAUUCAUAUCGCAAAGCAUAUUGCAAAGACUGAUUCUUUCAAGAUCCCUUUGUUUAAGCGUGACUGCAUCCCUCAUCCAGAGCUUGCUCUCUCCACGGCAUGGAUCCACCUCGGGGUCAUCAUCUUCUUCUUAAUAACUUUUGGAUUAUUCUCUGGCCUCCUGACCCAACUUAAAAUACUUGUGUCAACUUCUUUUUAUCCUGAUGUUGCAAUGAAACGGAUACAUCAUUUGCAUGCGAAAUUACUCAAGAAAAGAGCAAAAGUACAAGAAAAAACUGUGAAGAACAUGUUUGCUAGAAGGGUCAGUUUUUGGUUUCCAAUACUCAAGGCAACAGAGGUAGUGAGGAAGAAAGAAAGGAGUGUGGCAAAAUGA
Molecule: messenger RNA, 1413 nt
Organism: Pipra filicauda (Wire-tailed manakin)
Lineage: Eukaryota; Metazoa; Chordata; Aves; Passeriformes; Pipridae
Gene: DCSTAMP
Product: dendrocyte expressed seven transmembrane protein
Exons: 3
Coding region: 1-1413 (470 amino acids)
Cellular component (GO): membrane
Source: RefSeq, a predicted model, not a curated record